Molecule: messenger RNA, 4684 nt
Organism: Haplochromis burtoni (Burton's mouthbrooder)
Lineage: Eukaryota; Metazoa; Chordata; Actinopteri; Cichliformes; Cichlidae
Gene: mmp24
Product: matrix metallopeptidase 24
Exons: 10
Coding region: 1545-3287 (580 amino acids)
Biological process (GO): proteolysis; extracellular matrix organization; collagen catabolic process
Cellular component (GO): extracellular matrix
Molecular function (GO): metalloendopeptidase activity; zinc ion binding
Source: RefSeq, a predicted model, not a curated record
AUCUCUACUUCUGUUUAUUAUGUUUAUAGUGAUUUAAAUCUUUAUCUUUGCCACAUCAGUUUCACUUAUUCUAUCAUAUUUCUGACUCUUUCCUCAAAAUCUUGUCUUUUAAUCUCUUCAGCGUCACCUAAUAAUUCAUUGUUUUGACUUAUUGGCUUAAACAAUGACCUCACGUGCUUUGUUUAAUUGCAAAUAUUGUAAUUUAAGCAUCAUGUGGUAUGUGUUAUGAUUUGAUGCUAUAUAAAUAAAAUAAUGGAACUGAAAUCUCACGAUUCUCCCUUUUAUGGAAAAAUGUUCCCUAAUCUGUCUCAUGAGUGGUUCAAUAAUCUUAAAUUAACGUUGGUCAAACGUCGUGUUUUUCACACUCAGGUUUUAUCUUGACUGACUUUAAUGUAACAUCUUCUUAGUCGUGUUUUCCUGCUCGACGCGUCUUCUCUGGGGGAAACGGGCUUCCAUAAAUGCCCUCGGUGUUGGAAAGCUGUGGUCGGGCAGGCGUUUGCUUUUCUGGGCCCGGACUUGCUGGGAGAGGCUGCCUCGCUCUGAAUUAUUAAUGACCUACUGUAGAGAACAGCUCAGCCUCCCCCCUCAUUACCUCACCCGCCUCUCGUGUCCUCUCCCUCUGAAACCUUCUGCCUCUUAUCUCUCCGUGCUGCUGUUCGCUCUUUCAACAGCCUCCUUUUUAUUUUUCCAUCUUUUCUUCUUCUCUCCUCUUCAUUUACCCGCCUUCCUCUCUGCCUUUCCUCGCUCUCCCUCCGGAGGCUUGUGAGAUUGUGUUAUGUCACAUUAAAGAGACAGGCGGCUGCUAAAUGAAAAAUACGACGUAAUAAGACUCAUCCGAGGAAAACUGUGGAUUCAGCAUCGAUUUUGGAUCGGUGUGAAUUCGAUUUUCUGGGAUUCGGAGGAACUGGCUCCCCAGUUUCUCUCCGACAGGUUCAAUGUCUUCUUUUCACUCACCCUGAAUCUUUUUUGUCCGCCUACUCGUUACACCUUUUUUCUGUGUUUUGAACUAUUGUUCCAAUAAAUUGUGGUGUUUUGAGGCCACAGGAACAUGAAACUUGAUGUAAAAACUGAACCAGCUAUUGGCAGCUGCAUGUUGCUGCAAACCUGCUGAUGUGCAGGAGUUAUUGUUGAAUUACUUGAACACUGAGGGAAACUUUAAUGUGCGAUUGUUCUCUGGGGCUGUAAGCACAGCCUGUUUUGUAAUAUUUGAAGGGUUAUAUUGUUAUGAUCAAAGGUUUCCUCAGCAGGUCAGAGGGAGACCUGUGAGACGCUGCAAGGAGCGUGGAUUUGAAUCCAAAUGGCAGCUGUCAGCUUAUUGGUGGGAAGGUGGGGAGGGGCGGUGCUGCGGGCGGUGCUGCGCUGACACCAUGAAACUCAAAGAAAUGUCACAUUCAGCUGUCUGCAAUUAUUUUAUAAACGUGUGUGUCCAAGGCAACCAACAUGACAAAAUAACUAGCACACCUUAGUCUUUAAGUUACACGACCUGGUUACAUUUGGCCUGCGGUUCAGCACCAUGGACACUACCACAGCUUUCUAUUGUGCAUAUGGACUCUAGAGAAGUCUAUGAUACGUGGCUGAAGAACUACGGCUACCUGCUGCCUCACGACGUUCGGACAUCAGACCUGCGGCAGGAGAAGGCCAUGCAGUCUGCCGUGGCCGCCAUGCAGCGCUUCUACGGCAUCCCUGUGACGGGAGUGUUGGAUGAGACGACUAUCGAGUGGAUGAGGAGACCUCGCUGUGGCGUCCCAGAUCAUCCUCACACCAGCCGGCGGCAGAGGAACAAACGCUACGCGCUGACGGGACAGAAGUGGAGAGAUAAAAGGAUCUCGUACAGCAUAUCCAACUUCACCCCCAAAGUUGGAGAGAAGGACACCCAGAGAGCGAUUCGACAAGCCUUCAAUGUGUGGCAGGCCGUCACGCCGCUCUCCUUCCAGGAGGUGCCGUACUCGGAGAUCAAGAACGAGGGCAAAGAGGCUGACAUCAUGAUCUUCUUCGCCUCUGGUUUCCACGGUGACAGCUCCCCGUUCGACGGAGAGGGGGGCUUCCUGGCCCACGCUUACUUCCCCGGCGCCGGCAUCGGAGGAGACACGCACUUUGACUCCGAUGAGCCCUGGACGCUUGGCAGCGCCAACCACGACGGUAACGAUUUGUUCCUGGUGGCGGUGCACGAGUUGGGGCACGCGUUGGGUUUGGAGCACUCCAACGAUCCCAGUGCCAUCAUGGCUCCUUUCUACCAGUACAUGGACACGCACAACUUCAAGCUGCCGCUGGACGACCUGCAGGGCAUUCAGAAGAUCUACGGCAUCCCCACAGCCAUGCUGGAACCCACCCGGCCCUUACCCACCUUACCCUCUCGACGGACGCAUUCGACCUCCGAGCGCAAGCACGACCGGCAUUCCCGUCCGCCGCACCCGCCCGGUAACCGGCCCGCACUGCCUGGAAACGGCAAACCCAACAUCUGCGAUGGCAACUUCAACACUGUGGCCUUCUUCAGACGGGAGAUGUUCGUGUUCAAGGACCGGUGGUUUUGGCGUCUCAGGAACAACAAGGUGCAGGAGGGCUACCCCAUGCAGAUCGAUCAGUUCUGGAAAGGCCUGCCACCUCGCAUCGACGCCGCCUACGAGAGGACUGACGGCAAAUUUGUCUUCUUCAAAGGUGAUAAAUACUGGGUGUUCAGGGAGGUGACGGCUGAGCCAGGGUACCCUCACAGCCUGGUGGAGCUGGGCAGCUCCCUCCCCAAGAGUGGCAUCGACACGGCGCUGCGGUGGGAGCCCGUCGGGAAAACGUACUUCUUCAAAGGGGACCAGUACUGGCGUUACAACGAGGAGAAGCACACCACCGACGCAGGAUACCCCAAACCCAUCACUGUGUGGAAGGGAAUACCGGACGCUCCGCAGGGGGCCUUCAUCAGCAGGGAGGGAUACUACACCUACUUCUACAAGGGGAAGGAGUACUGGAAAUUCGAUAACCAGAAGCUGACUGUGGAGCCUGGAUAUCCAAAGUCCAUCCUGCGUGACUGGAUGGGCUGCGACCAGUCCGACAUGGAGCGCUCCGGCAACAACGGUAACCCUGGGGAACGCCAGCUGCCCCCGGAUGAUGUCGGCAUCAUUGUGACCAUCAACGACGUCCCCCCGACAGUCAAUGCCAUCGCCGUGGUGAUCCCUUGCAUUCUGUCGCUGUGCAUCCUGGUGCUCGUGUACACGAUCUUUCAGUUUAAAAACAAAGGAGUGCAGCAAAACACCAUGACACAGCACUACUAUAAAUACCCUGUUCAGGAGUGGGUAUGACAGCCAACUUGAUUCAGAAUAGGUCAAAGGUCGUGGAUUGAAGGACGGUCGAGCUGUAGUCAUGCGUUAGCUAGCUAAUGUAGGCUAAUGGCCAAAAAUGCUAGCAAAGGACAAAAAGCUAACGAUUGCUUAAAGAUGUAGGCUCACUCAAAAUGUGUUUUUGGGAGUGGAUUCAGAUUUCUGGCUCAGAGUGGGAGAGAUUUGUUUCUUAUAGCACAUCCAGAACGAUCUAAAAGACUUCAAAAUGCAUCUUUCUGGUUGUGCUUUCACUUAAAAUGGGAUCGUAUGAGGGGGAAACAAACUUUGAAACCUUCUUCUGGGACGUACGACACACCGCUCUCCCGCUCAGUGAAAAUUUAAAAAGAGUGGAGAAAGAAAGAUGCUCCUCUAAGCCAGAUAUCACCUCCAAGCUUGUUUUAACAACUUGUAUAUGUGAACUGCUACAAGUCAGAUGAAAUUUAAAGAAAAAAAGAGAAACAGUUUCAAUUAUCAAACUUGAAAAUAGAAUAUAGGUAGAAAGGCCAUAACAAAAAACCAAGGAUCUCUCCGUGGAUCACUGAUGUUUGUUUGAUUUGCGUUCAGCUGUUCUGAGAUGUUAAACUGUCAAAGAGGAUCUUUUUCUCUCUUUUUUCAUCAUUCACAAAAAACAUCACUAUUGUCUUGGUCCAUCUAAAAUCAAAAAGCAAAUGCACUGGUUUACACUGCCUGUUUACACUGGUUGGUUUCUGCAGGCGUAGAAUAGCAAGUCAUCGGCGUAUAGACGUGGAAAAGCUCUACAGCUUAGCAAAAUGCUAACACUAAACUUCUUAAACAUCCUCUCAGAUUUAAGGAGCUCUAUAAAUCCAUGAAACGCCUCAUGAGACAUUUUUUAAUGAUUGUAGAAAAUAUCAUUCAUGAAGCACCAUGAACCAGGAAAAAGGAUUCAUGCCCUCGCUGUGCUUUUUACUUGAAUCUUGUUUCCUUUCAUGGCAUGUAGCAGUGGUGCUAACCACAACAGAAAGUUCAGAGUUCCUUUAAAACCAUUUCUUUGACUUAACUUUUUUACCAGCAGGAGAUUUUCUUUCUGUCCCUUUUUAUAUGUUAUAAAAUAUAUCGGACUGUUGUUACUGGACACGCAGAGAAAAGCUACUCGUGUUUAUGCAGCUACAAACAUAUCACUGGGUAAAUUGUAAGGGUUUAUUUUUGAGGAAUGAACUUUAAAGUAACCUCGUGUCUGAUUGGCUCUUCCUCCUCUGAACAUACAUGUGAUUAAUAAUGAUUUCAGAGCUUCUCUUAAAUGUUACAUAAUAGUCAGUAUUUAUUCUCACCUUUGACUUUGUGUUUUACUACAGCACGCACAUCAAACUUAUUUUAGUUGUGACCCAAUCAGAGUGAAAAUAAGACGGCUCUUUGUGAAU